Molecule: messenger RNA, 692 nt
Organism: Cuscuta epithymum
Lineage: Eukaryota; Viridiplantae; Streptophyta; Magnoliopsida; Solanales; Convolvulaceae
Source: the annotation of a GenBank genome assembly
GCUCGAUCCGAUUUUAUGAAACGUACACUCCCAACUAAACCGGCAGCGGAUAAUGAUGAACGCGUGUUUCAACGGAAACGGCGUCGAUCUGUCCCGUUCCUACCUAUUCGAGGUCACCGGAGAUUCAUCGGAUGUCGAGUCUUCGGUUCUACACCAGGAUUCGGUGGUGGUUGAGGACGACGAUGCGCAGUCAUGUAGCGGCCGUAGCAUUAUCGGGGAGGUUGACGACGAAGACCACCGCAGCGACGAUUGCCCUGAUCAAGAGCUUAUUAAUCCUAUUUCCAGUUGUUUGAGGUACGAGGAAAAAGGUUACAAUGAUUAUAACAUCUGCGACAAGGAUGACAAUGAUGAGGACGAGGACGAAGUAAAUCAACGGUGGGUGUUGAGCAUGAAGAUUGGGCAAAAGAUCUGGCCGUUGGGAGUUAGGGGGGCAAAACCGACCAGAAAAACAAAGGUUUGUAAUUUGGAGAUGAUUAGUGAAAAGGAGAGGGAUAGGCUCUUCUGGGAAGAUUGUUUAUUGUCCUAAUGUACGUAUAUGUAACACUAUUAAUUACUCUUUUCCCUUUUAAUUGGUCUUCGUUUGAUUUUUCUAGCUAAACUUUGAAGAGUUAUAUAUCCAUAUAUAUAAAAGUAUUUAUAAUAUGGCAAAUAUGCGAUUGUAUCAAAGUAUACUUUCUUAAAAGUAUAUCAUU